AUGGAAUCCAACUCACCAGCCCAAUUCCAGGGCAUCUCCCAAGCCUUGUCACUCAUUAUUGCCGCCAGAGACACAGACGAACAGGACUCCACCACCGAACCAUUUCCAGAGUACUACUCCUCAUGCGAGCAGGAAGACUCACGCGUCGACAACGCCCAGGAAGUAGCCUACAACUACGCCAUGUCCAAAGUCGUGGAGGCCGCCACCGACGACGCGCACACCAGACGGAAUUCCGGCGUAAACGUGCUGUUCACCACGGAAUGGGUCCUACCAGAGCCCACCACCAACACGACCAUGAACAAGCCAGUCUUCGAAGAACUUGGCUUCAGGCUCGCCGACCACCCAACCCUUCCUAUCUACCCUGACCUCAAAAUUUCCGAAGAGACCAGAAAGAACCUGCUGGAGGAGAUGCGCAUCCUUACCAGCUCCACAAGCCUAAGCCUUGCCCUCCGCCGGCGGUUUACCAUCAUGUGCAACCAGAUCCUAGCCCUCCACUCCCUGCUCUUCCGCCGUGGCGCUCUGGUGCUAGUCUCUGAUGGACUGAACGAAUCCCGGAACCCGCUCAAUGCCCUCAAACCACUGCAAGUGUACCACGCGCAGUCCCUAGCCACCAAGCUAGUCAUCCACCUCAACACUCUCCAGCAGCUCCUCCACAACCAGCACGAGCAAUGGCACAGCGCCCAGCAAACCAUCGCACACAUCAGUGUCGACCCGGCCAAGUCCAAUCUGACGCGCUUCAAAGAAAUGACCACCAUUGUGAUCAACACCCUCCCCAACCCCCACAAACCCGAACAACGCCUCCUUCUCAUCCUCUUCGACCUCUACGACGCCUACAUCUACACAGACUACCACCAUUUCCGACAGUGGCCGCAGAUGCUAGCCGAGGGCCGCGACCCGGCGCGCCUGGCCCUGUCGAACGCGUUGUUCCGGGCGUGGGACCUGUUGAGCAACGCCAUCGAGACGUACCAGGCGAUUACGGGCGCGCAUGAGGAUAUCACGGUGAGGUUCCUGCGGCCGGCGUAUGCGUCGCUUGAUCCCGUGUCGGCGCCGCAGGUGUGGCGUGAUCUGAGGGCUCGGUGUGCGUUCGCGCGGUGGAGGGAGCGGGUUCUCGAGAAUGAGAGGGAGUAUCAGGCGAGAUUGUGGGCGAGAUACUGGCAAGAGAAGGCGGUAAAGCAGGAGGAUGAGUUUGAUGGGGAUGAGGUUGAGGUCAAGAAGGAGGAGGAGGAGGAUGGGGAUGGGGUGGUUAGAACGGAUUGGGGGUGGUUUUGGGUGAAGAAGGAGGAAGAGGAUGAGAAGGAGGAGAAGAAGAAGGGGGUUGCUAAUUAUGAUGAAGCUGGGGCUGGUGCUGGUGCUGGCGGGGGGUCUUGUCUGCAGAAUGUCCCUUGGUGA
Messenger RNA from Aspergillus saccharolyticus JOP 1030-1, 1389 nucleotides. RefSeq lists its product as uncharacterized. Bases 1 to 1389 code for a protein of 462 amino acids. The transcript has 2 exons. Lineage: Eukaryota; Fungi; Ascomycota; Eurotiomycetes; Eurotiales; Aspergillaceae. The record is from RefSeq and is a predicted model, not a curated record.